CCAGGGAUCUGGAAAUUGGUGGCCAAGUUCCGCAGUAACCCACAGCAGAGCUACACUGCAGAAUUUGAAGUCAAAGAAUAUGUGCUGCCAAGUUUUGAGGUGAAACUGACACCUGUGACCUCUUUCUUCUAUGUGGACAGUCCAGAUCUCAUUGUUAACAUCAAAGCUGAGUACCUGUUUGGUGAAUCUGUGGAUGGCACUGCUUAUGUAGUAUUUGGUGUCAUAGCUGAAAAUCAAAAGAAAAGCUUAGCCGGCUCUCUUCAGAGAAUAUUGGUUGAAAGAGGCAGUGCAGUGGCUACACUGAAGAGGGAACACAUCUUACAAACCUUCAACAAUAUCAAUGAUCUGGUUGGAAAAUCACUGUUUGUAGCCGUCAGUGUGCUGACAGACAGUGGUAAGAAAAGACCACGUGACAUCGCCAUAUUUUUAUGUUGUAUUAUAAUGUCACAAACAACCCAAAAAGUACUGUCAGACAACUUCAAGAAAAAAAGUAGAAGAAAAGUGAACUACAUAUAAAAAAAAAAA
Molecule: messenger RNA, 525 nt
Organism: Cynoglossus semilaevis (tongue sole)
Lineage: Eukaryota; Metazoa; Chordata; Actinopteri; Pleuronectiformes; Cynoglossidae
Product: complement C3
Exons: 4
Source: RefSeq, a predicted model, not a curated record